GGCACAAAAGUGGCGCUGCAGCGUUCCCCGCGUUACUCCGGUGGUUGCCUUAGCGAUGGACGGGGAGUUGGAACCAAGCAUUGUUGUGGCGGAGGAGGCAGGGGAGCAGGUGGAGUCCAUGAAUGCCACUCCUUCCCCUCCGCAGCAGACCACUCCCUCCACCGAGGAGUCUGGGGAGCCACUUUCCAUGGUAACCGGAGAUGGAUCCCCAAAGGAGGCUGGCACGGAGGACAAUGAUGACGAUGUGGUUCUUGUAGGGGAGGAGACUCCCCAGCCUUCUACCACACCCUCUUCCCAAGACACACCCAGCACAGACUGCCUAAAACCAGCCAUUACUGCUGCAACAAUGGACACGUCUGUGGGAGAAAUGCCUUCCAAGCCCCCUGGUUCUCCUGUGUCUUCCAAUGUCUCCUUGCUGGUGGGAUUUCAGAAACCACCAGCCACAGUACCAGAGCCAAUUGUCAUUGAUGACGAGGAGGACUCUGAACAGAAAGACACUUCCUCACCCUCACCAGUGCCCCCUGGUGGAUCAUCUGCAUCCCACUCACCUGGUCCACUCAGCAACACUGAACCUGAUUCAGAGAUCAGGAUCGCCAGCGUCACUACUUUGGGCUCCAACAAUGAGAGAGGAAGCGGCUCUAACUCCGCAGUAAACACACCACCACAUCCGGUAGACGCUCAAGAAGACAUGAACCUAAUGAUAACCUCUGUGACAUCACUGCAGGGAUCAGCAGCUGUUUUAGCGGCAGGUGAAGGCCAGGCAGAGGAAAAUGGUCUGCAGAUCAGCAGUGCCUUCAGCCUGAAUCCUGACACCCCAUCUGCUCGACCAACCGCCUCCUUUAACCCCGGGCGGAGCUCAGGCUCUUUUGGCCAGCUGGUUCAGAAUGGAGACAUGGGGACGCACAACAGAGCAGAUACGUGGAUCUCUCAGUCAGCUUCAGUCCCCCGCAACCAAAAGGACACGGGGGUGGACUCUCCCUCAGCAGCCACCUCACUGCCCAAAGCAGCAGGCCAGUCUUCCUCCUCCUCUUCCUCCUCAGGCUCACAGCCCAGGACAGUCAAGGUGACCUGUGCUAACUGUAAAAAACCUCUGAAGAAAGGCCAAACAGCCUACCAGCGUAAAGGCUCCACACACCUGUUUUGCUCCACCACCUGUCUUUCUGCCUUCUCACACAAACCUGCCCCCAAGAAGAGCUGCACCAUGUGCAAAAAGGACAUCACAAACAUGAAGGGUACCAUCGUGGCCCAGGUUGACUCUAGCGAGUCGUUUCAGGAGUUCUGCAGCACUGGUUGCUUGGGUGCAUACGAGAACAAACAAAACCCACCCAAAUCAGGCCUCAAAACCAAAUGCACUGUUUGCGGCAAGCUCACAGAGAUCCGGCAUGAAGUUAGCUUUAAGACUGUGACUCAUAAGAUCUGCAGCGACACAUGUUUCAACGUUUACCGUAGGGCUAAUGGGCUGAUCAUGAACUGUUGCGAGCAAUGCGGGGACUACCUGCCCAGUCGUGUAUCAGCCAACCACUUCCUGCUGGUCGAUGGCCAGCAGAAACGCUUCUGCUGCCAGAACUGCAUCAGGGAUUACAAACAGGCACACAGUAAACUUGCAACCUGCCAGACUUGCAAAACCUUGAUCAAGACGGGCGAGGUGCUGCACAGUCUCGGAUCGAGUGGCACGAUGGGCUCCUACUGCUCCGCCAACUGUAUGAACAAGGGCAAGCUGGCACCUACUUCCCUCAUCAGCACGGAUCCCACAUGUCACUCCUGUAAGAGGAAUUCAUUACCGCAGUACCAGGCCACAUUGCCGGAGGGGAACAUCCUCAACUUCUGCAGCUCACAGUGUGUUACUAAGUUCCAGAAUGCUCCUCUUCAAACGGCAACCAAUGGGCAGACACCGUUUUCCACCACCAACAACACCGUCCAGCUGAAAUGUAACUACUGUCGAGGGGCGUUCAGCCUGAAGCCGGAAAUCUUAGACUGGCAGGAUAAGGUCUACCAGUUCUGCAGUAAGACAUGCUGUGAGGACUACAAGAAGCUGCACUGCAUCGUAACGUUUUGUGAAUACUGUCAAGAGGAGAAGACGCUUCAUGAGAUGGUCAAGUUCUCUGGAGUCAAGAAAACAUUCUGCAGUGAAGGCUGUAAGCUGUUAUUUAAGCAGGAUUUUAUAAAUCGGCUGGGUCUGAAGUGUGUGAGCUGCAACCACUGCAGCCAGCUUUGUAAGAGAGGCGUGACCCGGCAGCUCGGCGGCAUGACCCGGGACUUCUGCAGCGAGGCGUGUGCCAAGAGGUUUCAUGACUGGUACUACAAGGCGGCAAGAUGUGACUGUUGUAAGGUCCAGGGAAACCUGACAGAGUCUGUGAUGUGGAGAGAAGAGAUGAAGCAAUUCUGUGACCAAGACUGUCUGUUGAAGUUCUACUGCCAGCAGAACGAGCCCAUCAUGGUCACGCAGAAAGGCCCCGAGAACACCAGCAUAGGGUUGGAAGUUCAAGGGACCAAACUGGGACUGGUGACACAGAAUGCUGCAGCGUACACGGGGGGGUUAAUAAGAGAUGUAAAGAACAAGGCGGUUCUCUGCAAGCCGCUCACUCUGACCAAAGCCACGUACUGCAAGCCACAUAUGCAGAGCAAACUUUUACAGACAGAUGUGGAUGAUGGCGUUAAAAGAGAGUAUAUUCCUGUACCUAUACCUGUGCCCGUCUUCAUCCCCGUGCCUAUGAACAUGUAUGCCCAGGUCACUCCCUUCCCAGUCUCUUUGCCUGUACCGCUUCCUGUGCCUGUGUUCGUGCCCCCCCACCUCCAGGGGGCAGAACAGAUUGUUCAGACCAUCAGUGCUCUGAAGAAAGAAGCUCCCUCUGAUCCGCUGGAAGCAGAGCAGCUACCUGUGGCUGAUGUGAUCAUGGAGGACACUAAACCAGGUGCCUGUAUGGACAUUACGGAGAUAAAGGUGACGGGGGAGCCAGAAGAAGAGGAAUCCUCCAUCAGCAGCUAUGAAGAAGAGGAGGGGCCGGAGGAGGAAAAGUAUGAGCCUGACCUGGACCUGGAGGCCGACUUCCCUCAAGACUCAGACCCGUUUCCAGUUCUAAUAGGAGACGACAAUGAUGUGGGCUUCCCAGAGCUGAUGGAAGAGGAGGAAGAACCAGGGGAGGAACCGGAGGAGAAACUGGAGGAGGAACCAGGGGAAGAACCAGAGGAGAAACCAGGGGAGGAACCAGAGGAAGAACCAGAGGAGAAACCAGAGGAAAAACCGGAGGAGGAGCUGAAUGACAAGCCGAGAGAGGAGCUUAAUUCAGAGCUGCAGCAAGGGCCCGACGCUGAACUGAAGCAGGAGUCCGAGGCAGAUCUAAGCCAGGCGCCCGACACUGAGUUUAAGCAGGAGGCUGAGGCCGAGUCGAAGCAGGAGCCCAUGGCUGAGUUGAAACAGGACUCCGAGCCCGAGCUGAAGCAGGAGUUCGAGCUGAAGCAGGAGCCCGAGGCAAAGGUGAAGCCCGAAGCAAAGGUGAAGCAGGAGCCAAAGGUAAAGCUGAAGCAGGAGCCCAAGGCAAAGGUGAAGACCGAAGCAAAGGUGAAGCAAGAGCCAAAGGUGAAGGAGGAACUGAAGGAAUCAUCCGCCAGACCGCAGCCAAGAAAACACGGAAAUAAAAGACAGGCAGUGGAGGAGAGCUCAGAUGUGACUUCAUCCACCUCCUCCCAUCACACUAGCAAAUCCUCACGAGGACGAUUGCUGCCUCUCAAAGCUUCUUAUGGCAUCAGUGCCUGGAAACGCUGGGCCUUGUCUCUCUCUGACCAAUCAGAAGACACUAAAGCAGAGGAAACCUCCAAAUCAGUGAGGCCUAAAAGCAACCUGUCGUCAAUGAGUUCAGAGGAGCUAAAUGUGGCUUUGUCCAUGUUCGUGAAGGAGGUCUGCAGGCCUAACGGCAAACGCUACUCUCCAGAUAGCAUCCUCUACCUCUGCUUGGGAAUCCAGAAGCACCUCCAUACGAAAGGCCGCACGGAUGACCUGUUUAGCGACCCGUGCUACCAGCAGUUCGGAGAAGAGCUGAACAGAGUUCUGAAGGACUGGAAACCCAGCGUGCUUCCUGAUGGCUCAUUGGGGGGUCGUGUGGAGGAGCGAAGCUUGUGGAGCAGCCAAAUCCUCGGGGAGCAAAGUCCCACUGCUUUGCUGCGUUCUCUGGUUUAUCUAAACACCAAAUACUUGGGCCUGUACACGGUGGAGCAGCAUCUGCGUCUCUCCUUCGCCAACGUCUACGGCCCCGACACAGUCCAUCCUGUCACCAAGGAGACCAGAGUCUGUAUCCGUGUGCCCUCCGUCUCUCAGGAUCAUCAUGUUUCAGACACAUUGCAAACAGAGUCUAAGAAGAGGAAGCGCGACUUAGACGACACCGAGCAGGUGAAAGAUGAGGACUCAGGAGGGUCUUCUGUACACUGCCCUUUAAAGAAGCACGAGUAUCGUCUCUACAAGCUCUACAGAUCUAAGUGCCCGCCAUCGUUGCAAGAGUGCCCUGGCGUCUUCUACGUUGAGCCCAACCCGACCUGCAGCCGCGACGACGCGCUGUGGUUCAGCUCCGCGCCGCUGGAGCGACAAAUCCUGGAGAGCCUGCUCACCAGAGUCCUCCUGGUCAGGAACAUUUGCACACAUAAGACACAGCCGGAGCCGGACGAGGAGGACCGAGGUGAAGAGGUCCGGGGGGAGUAGCAGCUGCUGGGACUACCUUUAGUUUUUCCUGGUGUGGAGAGAGCUUCUCCACGGUGUCUUGUACGUCUCCUCUUGGCCCAUCUUAUCGUCUCUUUACCCUCUUCAGUGACUCGCCGUUUCCUCGUGGUGAGGAACGUCCGCAGCAAAGUAGAUGAUGAUGGUGAUGAUGAUGAUAGCGGUGGUGAAGACCAGCCCAAACUUUUACAUUCAACUCAAGAGAGAGCCUGAACACGAACGACAGAGGACACGUGAACUAUGAUCAGUGAGGAUGAUGAAGAAAUAGUUCUGAAGUUAUAAUUUGUUCAAACAAACAAAAAUCAGGUCAAAGAAAGUAUGUUGGUUAUAUUUUGAAACGGCAGAAUUCUCAGACAAGCAGCUUAUACUUGUAGUCAGCCGCCACCAGGAGGCCGGGGUUGUACCGGAGAGACGGGCCGGAUUUGUUCUCUGUUCUGUCCCGUUCAGGUACUGCAACACUCGUACCUAGAGGAAGAUUGACAGCCGGUAGGUGCAAAUCCCAUCUUUGAUGCCGUCGGCAGGUUCUGCUUUCAACUCCAAUGGAAACGCGACUCCAAAAAGGAUUUUCUCAGACGUUCAUUGUUCUCACUUCAGCAGCUUUUCAUACAUCUGGCUAACGGUUGGCAAUAUUGACCACAUUCAUCAGCAGCAUACUAUUGUGUAAUUUUCCUUCACAUAAUUAGCUUAAUUCUGAAGAACAAGCCGCCUCAAAUGUGACAUCUCUGCGUGGGAGGUGUUGGCAGCGGUCAAACACUGCAAACUGCAUCAAGUUUAGAUUUCUGCUUGUCUAAGCUUGUUCUAGAAAUGGAUGAUAAACUCAGAGAAACAUGUUUACGUCUGCCGUUUGAUAUGGUUUAAUAUUUGUUUUCUUCAGAUGGUAACACGGGAGACAAAUGUCGAGUCUUAUAAAUGGUGCCCCCUCUUUUAAGAAAUGAAAAUAGAAGUAUAUGAGCCUCAGGUUGAGGAUAAACUGCUAUGGGGCUGUUUGCUUAACUGAGGAAACUGUUUUUAUUGAUGAGUCUGGCUCUGUUAUUGAUACAGUAACUAGUAACAUCGUCACGUGACCGGCGGUAUCCAGGGGUAGUUGUGGCAACACUUUGAAGCAUGACAAGAUCAAUCAUAUUCAGUAGUACCCACUGCCAGUGAUGUCAUUUAUUUUCAGUAAGAAGUCAGGUUCUUAUUUAGAAAUAAAAAUAUUUCAUGUAUCAAAGAGAAAGAGGUGGGUAGGAUUCUGCUCAUGAGCAGCCCCGCGCCGAGGGAAAUCAGGGUCAGUUGCACUAACUUUAUCCAAAGAACCCCUUCUGUUAUCGCUCUUUCGUCAUACAAUUCUAAAUUUUCUUUGUUUGGUCUCCUAGCACAUCAGAUGUUAAUCUGCGGUAAUUCCCCGUUUAGUAGAAAAUAACCAAGUUGUCCUUGAAGCUUGAUACCAGACAGUUUUUUUUUUUAUUGGUUAGGACACGAGCACUGUAAACUCUUUAAAUCAUGAAGCCAGCCCCAGUCUUUGUGUUGGUCACUGCGUUUCUGACCUGGAAUCUGUUCUGGGAAACAGCAGAUGAUCCAGCAGCCUCGUCCCGGCUGUGUGAGGUGGUCAUGAACUAGGGUUGUUUCAUCCUCCUCCAUCUUCUCACUCCACGCUCUUCCUACGACAGCGCUGCACUCGAGCUUAACCCUUGCACCAAAGCUUCUCCGGUCAGGACUUUUCCCAGAUCCGCCUGCCCGCGGUGCAUCAGACGAGCUGCAUUUCUUCCUGCAACACAAGGGCAGCCUUCAUUCCUGCGAUGUAGCAUUACUUGCAUAGUGACGCCCAGAUUGGGUUGUUAUGUGUAAAUAUUUCCGGAACAAGGCAGUUACUGCUCACGGCGUAAACGCACCAACUGUGUCGUUUGCGUUACAGAGAACUUCAGCUCGCAGACCUGCCUGCUGAGGCGCCUUUUAAAAGGAUUAUUUAUUUCUUUUUGUAUUAGCGUGACUGUAUCCUCCUCACAUUGGUAUUUUUUUUCAUCACUUCUUUUCGCCCUCCUUUCAUUGAUGAUUUGUUGCAGUCCUGCAUCCUCAUCCAUCUGCUGCCCAUUAGGAGGUGAACGGUCCUGAAGAUAUGAAGUAUUAUUCAAAACUGGGGACAUUGUUUCAAUUCUGCUGUUGUCUCUGUUUAAUUUUUUUUUUCCCUCUUAAUUUUGUCUGAAACUGAGCGCUUUUUAAUAAGUGUCCCGUUCUUGUAAUCUGUUGUAGAGUUCUAGUACUGAAAGCUUGUAUUGUGAAACUUAAUUGGGUAAAGAAUAGACCCCCCCCCACAUCAAUUUAAAUACACUACCAAAUGUUUGUUUGUUCAUUAUUUUAAAUUGUGUGAGAGAGAAAACCCUGUUUUCUCCUCCAUUAGAUGCAAAGUUACUAUCUGAUUUCUGCCAUUACAUUUAAAGCAAUUGAAGGUUUGCAAAUGAGUUUUCUCUUAUUAAUUAUAAUAAGGGCGGAUCACGUGGCCUAUUAAAUCAGAGUCCCCGCCGCCUCGUCUGCAGCGUGGUUGGGUCUGGACUGCAGGUGUUCCUGGUAUUUUUGUACAACGGCUAAUGGUCUGAAACACCGGUAGCAGGUGUAAGUGGAGAAUAUGGUUCAGGAUUUCUGUCACGAGAUGAGUCGCCAGCCCACAAUCCCAAACCUUUAAGACUUUGCAGGUAACAGACCCUGGAUCAGAAGACACUGGUUCACCAGACUGACCUUUUUUCUUUUUUUUUUCUUUUUUGUGUCCCUGCCGGACUGAGUGGCAGCAACCAAACCCACCGCAGGUUUGGACCUACAGGAGACGCUGUGGCUGGCUUCAAUGCCCAAUGUGAAUGUGCCUAUCUGUAUAUACUGAAAGUGAGCGAUUGUGACUUGAAUCUGAUGCUGUGUGUGGGCUUAUCUGCUGAUACGGUUCUGUUUAAUAAAUGAUUUCGUUUUCUAA
Molecule: messenger RNA, 7643 nt
Organism: Cololabis saira (Pacific saury)
Lineage: Eukaryota; Metazoa; Chordata; Actinopteri; Beloniformes; Belonidae
Gene: zmym2
Product: zinc finger, MYM-type 2
Exons: 25
Coding region: 56-4690 (1544 amino acids)
Molecular function (GO): zinc ion binding
Source: RefSeq, a predicted model, not a curated record